AUGCAUAUGGAAACUGGCACCGUCAAACAAUUACUUGAAGAUGAUUCUAGUGACGGGGAUUCCUUUAUCACCUCGAAAGGCUCAUAUGCACCAACCACAAGACCGAGAUCCGGGGCUUGUGUACACUGCAAGUCGCUCAAAGUUCGUUGCCAAGUCUCUCCCGGGGAAACUUCAUGCCAGCGCUGUCAAAUAUAUCGUAUGCCAUGCCAGCCACGAAGUCGCAAGAAAAGGAAGCCUGCCCCUACCCAUGAAGAUCUACAAGAGCGAGCCCAUAUCCAGGAUUGCCGAAUCCGAGCCCUGCUGCUCCAACACGACAAAAUGAAGGAAGACCAGAAAAUCCAGGGAUGGUUUGCGCGUGCAAGUAAAGAUGAUUAUAGCCCAUCUUUAGAUCCUGGAGGAUUCUUUCACAAGGACGAGUCAUCCUGGAACCGCACUCCUACCCCUCCGGAUUAUACCUCUGUCUCUCACCACUCUUCAGAUACAUUGCAGUUCUCCUUGACGGCCCCCGAGAUUGUUAGACAUUGCUCAUUGAGCCCUCGAGAUAUAUCAGAGUUGUUCAUCAUUUAUUUCGACCGAGUCAACCCAUUCUUCUCUAUUCUCGAUCCCGAGCUCCACAAACCUACAAAACUCAUCCACAGUUCUCCCUUUUUGUUCACCGUUAUCUGCUCGAUUGCUUCACGCUACUACACCUCCAAACCGGGUUUAUACUCCAUCGCACUUGAGUUUGCCCGGGAUGCUGCAGGCAAAGCGUUAGUCGGUGGGCAAAAAGGGGUCGAUAUCUGUCAAGCCUAUCUGCUUCUCGGCGUAUACCCUGUGCCCAAGAAGAAGUGGGCUGACGAUCGCAGUUGGUUGUUCCAAGGAAUCGCAAUAAGAAUGGCGAUUGAGUUGGAACUCAACCAGCCUCCCCCUUCGCACUGCAGUCCCCGGGAGUCACUUAAUCGUAUGCGGACCUGGCUAAACUGCUACUGCGUUGAUGGAUCUCAUGCCAUACAGUUUGGGAAAUUGCCAAUGCUUCGCCUUGAUGACUACUUGGCGCGAACAUCGCAAGAGUGGUAUCGGUCUUCCUUCAAUAUACCCUAUGAUGUCCAUCUGGUUGCGUAUGUGCAGAUGAUUUACAUCAUGUCGAGAUGGCGAACGAUCGUGUUCGAUGGAGAUUUGAGUAAAAAGAUACAGGAUGGAUUAGAUAUCGUGAGCGCCGCGAUACAGACGGAAAUUCAGCUGUCGCAGGAAAUGGAGCUUUGGGUUAUCAGGUAUGCAGAAGAAUAUCGACAUAAUCCUCUUCCAAUUUGUGCUUACCGUGGAAACACGACGCAGAUGAUAACUGCCUACCUGCGACUCGUGGUUCUGUCAAUGGGUUUCCGGCAUGCUUUCAAAUCUGGCAUCUCGAGUCAUUCGGAAGUCCUUAAGCGGUCUGUCGAUGCAGCCCGAACAGUCAUCCAGAUCAUGAUCGAAAGGUUAUAUCCCACUGGGGAUUUACGAUACGCCAUGGAGGCACACUUUCUCUACGUCGCCUACGCUGCUGCGUAUCUUGUGAAUCUCCUGCGACCUAAAUUCUUACCGUUACUAAAUGAGGCCACUCAGAACGAGAUUAUCCGUACUGUUACUCGCUUAAUCGAGAUAUUGUCGUCAAGAGAGGUCGCGCUGGAUGGGAGACACACUCCUGCAUUGUACUCUCGUUUUCUUUCCUCCCUAUUGGCCAAAUACAACAUAAUGUCCUGUCCCGAAGCGCGUCCCUUGCAAGGCGACGGGGCAAUUUACCCACAACACGUUCUUCAACAACGUGCUAGCCUUACGCCCCCAAAUGUAUAUUCGUGGCCCGAUAUCAUUAAUACGGAUACGACAACCUUUCAUCACGCUCCCCUUCCCGGUACUGUUUAUCAGCAAAGGGGAGAAGCAGAUAUGGAUUUCAGUCUUACUCACUUCAUGAGGACCGUCGGCGUCUCGAAUUCGUCGCCUUCAUAUGAGUUCACUUCUGCUCAACAUCCACUUCCAUCAUCCAAUAUAAACUCGAACUCGUUUUGCGGAAACUCGCUCAUCGAUUCGACUUGGGCUCAAACUCAUGCCUAUCAUCCUUUUCAUGAUUGGGGACGUAGCUAA
This is a messenger RNA of Marasmius oreades (fairy-ring Marasmius), 2097 nucleotides long. RefSeq lists its product as uncharacterized. Gene Ontology annotation, biological process: regulation of DNA-templated transcription; DNA-templated transcription. The record is from RefSeq and is a predicted model, not a curated record. The transcript has 15 exons. Lineage: Eukaryota; Fungi; Basidiomycota; Agaricomycetes; Agaricales; Marasmiaceae. The coding region runs from base 1 to 2097 and encodes 698 amino acids. Gene Ontology annotation, molecular function: DNA-binding transcription factor activity, RNA polymerase II-specific; zinc ion binding; transcription cis-regulatory region binding. Gene Ontology annotation, cellular component: nucleus.